AGAGAUAUCAAAAUAUCACCAAGUUAAAUCAAAGUUCAGAAGUCUGUGAAAUAUUUGUAUCGACAUUUGAUAACCAACACACAAGUUGGGAAUUACAAAUUAGUGCGAAAGACUGUAGUUAGGUUGAAUUAUUGUUUUUGUUGACAAUGAGUGCUUCUAAUAAUAAUAAUAACAUUAAUAAUAAUAAUAAUAAUAAUAAUAAUAAUACCAGGGCCGGACACGUCCCUAACGGACCACCACCACCACCACCACCAUUAAAUCAACGGGAUAAUCGAUUCAGACCUCAGCCAAGUGCACCAGUGAGACAAUUCCAAAGACAAGAGUACUCAAAUGAAGAACAAGUUAGAAUUCAGUCUAUGCUUGAUAAAGUUCUUGGACCAGAAUAUGUUAGUUUUAGACCUGGAGGUGGUGGACAGAAAGUAUCAUAUAUUGAAGGUUGGAGAGCUUUAAAUUUAGCCAAUGAAGUAUUUGGAUUUAAUGGGUGGAAUUCUGAAUUAAUUAGUCAACAGGUUGAUUUUGUUGAUACUCAUGGGAAUACAGGUAGAUUCUCUAUGGGAUUAUCAGUAGUGGUGAGAGUUACAAUUCGUGAUGGAACUUAUCAUGAAGAUUUUGGGUAUGGAUAUAUAGAGAAUGCAAAGAGUAAGGCAACUGCCUUUGAGAAAUGUAAGAAAGAAGCAUUUACUGAUGGAAUCAAAAGAUGUUUAAGAUGUUUUGGAAGUUUAUUAGGUAAUUGUCUUUAUGAUAAAACUUUACUUAAACAAUUAGAAGCAGUAGAAAAGAUUGGUACUAAUUUCGAAGCAUCUGAUUUCUACAGAGAUCCUAUGUUUAUGGAAAAACAUAAAAGAAAACAAAUACCGUCAACUCAUAUCCUUGAAAAGAAUAUUCAACCUAAUAUUCAAAAUCAACGGAGCAAACCCCCUGUUCAAAAUUCAACGACUACACCCAUAAAUGCCAAUCAACCUCAGAAUAUUUCAACUAUUAAUAAACCAACCAAACCAUCUAAUGUCUAUGUACCAACCACUCAAGAGGCUCAAGACCUUGAAGAUUCAUUUUUAUUUAGUGAUGAAAUUGCCGAAGAAGAUUUGGUAUUUAUGGAUGAAGAUAGAGGACGAGUUAUCUCUACUAAUGGUUCAAAUGUAGCUAAUAAUGUUGCUGCACCAAUUCCAACUGAUAUAUCUAUUAUAACUCCACAAGUUCCACGAGUAGGAGCAGAAUUACCCUUGUUUGUCAGUGCCAAGGGAGCAAAUAUGCUACAACAAACUCCUGAUAAUGUAGCCAAUAUCCCACAAUUUGAUCCAAAGUUUAUUUCACCAAAUAUGAGAAGAACAGUAGAUCCUAAUAGGUCAGUUCCCGUCAAACGGAGUGAUAUAAGAGCAAAUGGUCAAUCCAAUUCUGUAUCCACUCCUACAUCUAGUACAAAUUCUACAUCUACAACAAAUACCAGUACUACUACUACAACUACUUCGACUACUUCGAGUACUGCUCCUACAAUUGAUACCACCAAUAAAGCACCUACUCCACCCCUAAAUGUCUUGUCAAAUGAAGUAGGCAACACACUAGGUAAGAGAAUAGGAAUGCCACCAUCUCAGCGUCCAGCUAAGAGAAUUCAUAAAGAGUAAGUAACUUUUAUUUUAUUACCAAAUUCACAGAACUUAAUCCGGUAUACUAACAUACUUUUUACUUCUAGGACAUCAGUAGAGCAUCAAACUGGUAACGACAGUAAUAAAGAAAAUGGGACAUGAGUAAGUAGAUUGUAAAUAUAUUUUGUGUAGAAUUCGCAGUAAUUUACUUCAUUCCGCGCAACUACAGAAAAAAGUAAAAUAAGGCAAUUGUUAAUU
Messenger RNA from Scheffersomyces amazonensis, 1838 nucleotides. It is a transcript of the gene RAD52, whose product is annotated as recombinase. Gene Ontology annotation, biological process: mitotic recombination; double-strand break repair via homologous recombination; double-strand break repair via single-strand annealing. The transcript has a single exon. The coding region runs from base 147 to 1619 and encodes 490 amino acids. Gene Ontology annotation, cellular component: nucleus. The record is from RefSeq and is a predicted model, not a curated record. Lineage: Eukaryota; Fungi; Ascomycota; Pichiomycetes; Serinales; Debaryomycetaceae.